CAAAAUCAGAACUCCAUGGAGCUCAAACUCCACUCAUCAAUGGCGUCACUGGGACCCGUUCCCCGCAAAUUAAACACUGUCAUCUCAUCCCAUUCCAAAUUCCCACACUUCUCUCCUCCGAAGCCUUCCGAUUGCUCUCUCCCUUCCACUCCUCUAUGCUCCUACGCCGUUCCCGAUUCCAAGAACCCCACCACCAACAGUAACAAGGUCCAACCCCGCCGUAAAAACGCCACCCCCACUGGUCGUUUCGCUCAAAAGACCCAAACUUCACGGAAGGAGAAUCUUCCCAGAGAACCAAAACCCAAACUUGAUAAUACUCAUAAUAGGGUCGACCAGAACCGCCAAAACGCGCUGUUUGAUGCAACCACCCUAAACGUUAAUUUGAUUGAGUUGUGCGAAGAGGGUAAGCUUGCUGAAGCUUUGGAACUCAUGGGUCAAGGUUCUGUUGCUGAUUAUGGUGUUUUUCUCGCCAUGUUGAAUUUGUGCGAGGGUACGAGGUCGCUUGAGUAUGGGAAAAUGGUUCAUGAGUUCUUGAGAAGAUCGAGGUUUCGAGGGGAGGUUGAAUUGAACAAUAGGUUGAUUGGAAUGUAUGAGAAAUGUGGUAACAUGAAUAUUGCACGCAAGGUGUUUGAUCGAAUGCCAGAGAGAAACAUGAGUUCUUGGCACUUGAUGAUCAUUGGAUACACUGAAAAUGGAGCUGGUGAUGAUGCUUUGUUGGUUUUUCAGGAGAUGAAGGAGGCAGGGAUACGGCCUGAGAGUGAAACUUUUGCAUUGGUUUUGGCUGCGUGUGCAAGGGAAGAAGCUGUAGAGGAAGGAUUAUUGCACUUUGAAUCAAUAAAGGAGUAUGGAAUUGUUCACACCAUAGAGCAUUACAUGGAGGUCAUUAACAUUCUGGGUAAUGCCGGUCAGUUGAAUGAAGCUGAGGAGUUCAUUGAGAGUAAGCCAUUUCAGCCUGAAGAUCACAUUUGGGAGGCUCUUCGAAAUUUUGCUAGGAUUCAUGGAGAUAUGGAUGAUGAGAAAUUGAAGGGUUUGAGUGGCCAGAGGAGGAGCUGGCGCUGUGGUUUCUAGGCUUAGCGGAGGUGAGAAGAGGGGAAGAAGAAGAGAAAGGGGCGCGGCGGUGUGGGUUGUCGCCGGAGGUUGUGGUGAAGGGAGGUGGCUGUGGCGGUGCUGAGGUGAUGGUGAUGGAGGUUAUGGUGAUGGUGAAGAAG
Messenger RNA from Arachis ipaensis, 1208 nucleotides. RefSeq names its product pentatricopeptide repeat-containing protein At2g15690, mitochondrial-like. Gene Ontology annotation, molecular function: protein binding; RNA binding. The record is from RefSeq and is a predicted model, not a curated record. NCBI's taxonomy places the organism in Eukaryota, Viridiplantae, Streptophyta, Magnoliopsida, Fabales, Fabaceae. Gene Ontology annotation, biological process: RNA modification.